Messenger RNA from Budorcas taxicolor (takin), 1074 nucleotides. It is a transcript of the gene REEP4, whose product is annotated as receptor accessory protein 4. Gene Ontology annotation, cellular component: cytoplasmic microtubule; endoplasmic reticulum tubular network; endoplasmic reticulum membrane. Bases 197 to 970 code for a protein of 257 amino acids. Gene Ontology annotation, biological process: endoplasmic reticulum tubular network organization. NCBI's taxonomy places the organism in Eukaryota, Metazoa, Chordata, Mammalia, Artiodactyla, Bovidae. The transcript has 9 exons. Gene Ontology annotation, molecular function: microtubule binding. The record is from RefSeq and is a predicted model, not a curated record.
ACCUGGGGUUGGGCAGCGCCCAGUUCCGUGCAACUUUCAAGCUCUCCGCACCGAGGAGUUAGUGAGCGGCAGGCUCCGCCUCCACAAAGGGGCAACCCUAGUGCCCCUGUGGUUCCUGCACCUCCACCGUGGCGUACGCGUUCCUCUCUCUGGUCGUCUUCCUGGAGGGAUCGCCCUUCCUUCCCAAGGCUGCAGAAUGGUGUCGUGGAUGAUCUGUCGCCUGGUGGUGCUGGUGUUUGGGAUGCUGUACCCAGCUUAUGCUUCCUACAAGGCUGUGAAGACCAAGAACAUUCGUGAAUAUGUCCGAUGGAUGAUGUACUGGAUCGUCUUUGCGCUCUUCAUGGCGGUGGAGACCUUCACGGACAUCUUUAUUUCCUGGUUCCCUUUCUACUACGAGAUCAAGAUGGCGUUUGUGCUGUGGCUGCUUUCGCCCUACACCAGGGGGGCCAGCAUGCUUUACCGAAAGUUUGUCCACCCAUCCUUAUCUCGCCAUGAGAAGGAAAUCGACACCUACAUUGUGCAAGCCAAGGAGCGCAGCUACGAGACGGUGCUCAGCUUUGGGAAGCGGGGCCUCAACAUUGCCGCCUCUGCUGCUGUGCAGGCUGCUACCAAGAGUCAGGGUGCACUGGCCGGGAGGCUGCGGAGCUUCUCCAUGCAGGACCUGCGCACGAUCCCUGAUGGCCCCGCCCCCACCUACCAGGAUCCCCUCUACCUGGAGGACCAGGUACCCCGCCACAGGCCACCUAUCGGGUACCGGGCAGGGGGCCUGCGAGACAGUGACACCGAUAAUGAGUGUUGGUCCGACACAGAAGUGGUCCCCCAGCCACCAGCCCGGCCCCGAGAGAAGCCGCUGGGCCGCAGCCAGAGUCUGCGUGUGAUCAAGAGGAAGCCUCUGGCCCGGGAGGGCACCUCGCGCUCCCUGAAGGUUCGGACGAGGAAAAAGACCGCACCCUCAGACAUGGACAGCUAGGGUCUGCAGAGCCAGGCCGGGUCUUACCUCUUGCCCUUCGGGGUGCUGGGGCCCUUCCGAGGGACCUCUGGCCAUACCAGCAGCCCUCCUGGCCCUCCUGGCUC